Molecule: messenger RNA, 2100 nt
Organism: Dinoponera quadriceps
Lineage: Eukaryota; Metazoa; Arthropoda; Insecta; Hymenoptera; Formicidae
Product: glucose dehydrogenase [FAD, quinone]-like
Exons: 9
Coding region: 84-1943 (619 amino acids)
Molecular function (GO): flavin adenine dinucleotide binding; oxidoreductase activity, acting on CH-OH group of donors
Source: RefSeq, a predicted model, not a curated record
CGUGAAGCAAACGAGGAAAACGGACAGUUUUAUUCCACAGGACAGUUUCUUCCGAAGGCAGGCCAGACGCGACUGUAGAAAAAAUGAAUUUGUCACUUUACGAGAUGCCGACCGCGUGUCCGAACCCGUUCAUAGGCGGACUCUCGAUGGCCGAUGUCUGCACUACGAGUCCCGUGACUUAUCUCCUCGCUGCGCUGAACACGAUGGCUGCUUACAGUCCGGCUAUCAACGACCCGUGCAACCACGUGAAGCCUAUUUCGAGACCGAGCGUCACUUACGACUUCAUCGUCGUCGGAGCUGGAGCAGCCGGACCGAUCGUGGCCGCCCGACUGAGCGAAAUCAAGAAAUGGUCAGUGCUCCUCGUAGAAGCUGGACCGGACGAGCCACCCGGCAUGCAAAUACCGAGCAAUCUUCAGCUCUAUCUCAACACGGAUUUAGAUUGGAAGUACAAGACCAAGAACGAGAAGUAUGCUUGUUUGGAAAACGGCGGCAGGUGUAGCUGGCCGAGGGGCAAGAAUCUCGGCGGAUGCACUUCUCAUCACGGUAUGGCUUACCAUCGCGGCCACGAGAAGGAUUACACGAGAUGGGUGAAAAUGGGAGCCGAGGGAUGGUCGUGGCAGGAAGUAUUGCCGUACUUCAAGAAAUCGGAAAACAACGAAGACAUCGACAAGUUCGUCGACAAGUUCUAUCAUGGCUACGGAGGCCCGUUGACGGUCGAAAGAUUCCCCUGGCAGCCACAAUUCGCCAAGGACAUCCUCGACGCGGCGGAAGAGACAGAGUUAGGCACCACCAACGACGUAGUCGGCGAGAAGAUCGUGGGUUUCACCGUAGCUCAAACGAUCAGCAAGAAGGGCGUCAGGCUCAGCUCGUCCAGGGCUUACUUGUGGCCGGCCCGGGACCGUAAAAAUCUACACGUAGCUCUGAACGCAACCGCGACAAAAAUCCAUACGAGGAACGUCGGGAAGCAAGUGAGGGCCAGCGGGAUCACGGUCGUCAUGAACGGUCGUACGUACACGGUGAACGCGAGGAAGGAAGUGAUUCUCACCGCCGGCGCCGUAAAUUCGCCCCAGCUUCUGCUGCUAUCGGGCAUCGGGCCGAAGAGGCACUUAGACGCGAUGGGCAUUCGCACGGUCGUCAAUCUACCGGGCGUCGGCGAGAACCUUCACAAUCACGCGUCCUUCGGCGUGGACUUUACUCUGAAUCAAACGGCUGAGGAAGAACUGACCCUGGUUAACGCCAAUUUGUACAUCUUGAAUCAAACCGGGCCGCUUUCGUCUACGGGUCUGGCUCAACUUACUGCGAUACUGACUUCUACCUACACCACCGAAGACGAUCCGGACAUCCAGAUCUUCUUCGCCGGCUAUCAAGCCACCUGCGACACCGGCGGCAGAAUACCGGACUUGCAGACGCACAGUAAAAAUAAGACCAUCCGGUUCACAUCCGUAAAUCUUCAGACAACUAGCAGAGGCCGCCUCACGCUCGACUCGAGGGAUCCUAUGCAGCCUCCGAACAUAUGGAGUAACGAACUAUCGAAAUCCCGGGACCGAAAUAUUAUCUACCAAGGUCUUCAGAAGAUCAUAAAGCUAACGAAUGCGAAAACGUUGCAAAAGUAUGAAUUGAAGUUGAUCGAAGAUUCUGCCCAACAGUGUAAAAAGUUCGGUAAGCCGAUCGAUGGAGGGAUACUGAAUGAAAAAUAUUGGGACUGCCAAAUUCGCUACAAGACUAGGCCCGAAAACCAUCAGGCUGGUACGUGCAGGAUGGGCUCGUACGACAACAGCAUGGCCGUCGUUGAUCCGAAUCUCAAGGUUUACGACGUGGAAGGACUGAGAGUGGCCGACGCAUCCAUUAUGCCGCAGGUCAUAUCCGGCAAUCCCGUUGCUACGAUUCAUAUGAUCGGCGAAAGAGCCGCCGAAUUCAUCAAAAAGGAUUACGGCAUGUUUUAAGCGAUCGAGCGGAAGCAUCAUUGCGACCACGCGCCUGUCAUUUUUAUACAACAACGAAAAUAAGGAAUACGAUUAAACUUUGUUCCGAAGAAAGAAUUUUCAGAGAUAUGACGACUUCGUGAAGUAUUUAAUAAAGACGUAUUCGCGUGCACACGCA